Molecule: messenger RNA, 2374 nt
Organism: Myzus persicae (green peach aphid)
Lineage: Eukaryota; Metazoa; Arthropoda; Insecta; Hemiptera; Aphididae
Product: kelch-like protein 3
Exons: 11
Coding region: 351-2105 (584 amino acids)
Molecular function (GO): protein binding
Source: RefSeq, a predicted model, not a curated record
UAUGAAAAAUAAUGAAAAUGAGACUUUUUUUUAAUCGAUUUUGUUGCAUAUUUUUUAUUUCAUAGGGUAUAUUUCUGCAAAAGAAAAGCAUAAAUGCAUAUUUUAAAGUGCAUAUAUUUCUGAGGUUUUUAGAGAAUAUAAAUCCGGGCCCUAGUGAUGAAUAAUUAUAUUGAAUAAAAUCAUAUUUUUUUUUAUAUUUUGUCAAUACAAAUUUGUACUGAAGUCUAGAAUAAUUAAAUUAAUUUUAAUUUUGAUUAACCAUUACUGCAGUCAUUGAAUUUAAGCUAACCACUAUAACUUUCAUAAUAUAGUUAACCUAACUACUAUAAAGAAUUAAUAUACAAUUUACCAUGCAAAAUCUAAGGGAUCUAAAAAUAUCCAGUAGAAGUGAACCAGCAAAAUACAAGUACAAAAAAUCGUCUUAUACGGAUAUAUUCGAAGGAUUACAAUCCUUACGCAAAGAUGAAGUUUUUUGUGAUAUUAAGCUAGAAACAGAUGAUGGCCAAAAAAUAUUUGGACACAAAGUGGUUUUAGCAUCGGCUAGUCCAUAUUUUCAUGCUAUGUUCACAAAUUUUGCGGAAAGUAAUAAAGAUCUUGUUAUUAUAAGACAGGUGGAUCCAACCGCCAUACAACUCUUAAUUGACUUUAUUUAUUCUGGGGAAAUCGUGGUUACCGAAAAAAAUGUACAGGUUCUGUUGCCAGCAGCAAAUCUCUUGCAGUUACAAGAAAUAAAAGAGGCAUGUUGUGAUUUUUUACAAGCACAACUGCACCAUACAAAUUGUCUUGGCAUAUAUGCCUUAGCUGAUUUAUAUAGCUGUAUGAAAUUGUUAACAAGUUCAGAAUUAUAUACUCAACAGCAUUUUUUAGAAGUGGUUGAAGGAGACGAAUUUCUAUCGUUAUCAUCUCAACAAGUCAUUAACUUGAUAUCCAGUGAUAAACUUACGGUUCAAUCUGAAGAAAAAGUGUUUGAAUGUGUUAUCCGUUGGGUAAAAUAUAAAUUGGAUUCCAGAAAAUUAAUUUUGCCCCAAUUAAUGGAACAUGUACGUCUACCAUUAACGUCGAAAAAUUACAUAUUAAAAAAUGUAAUUGAGGAACCUCUUCUUAAUAACUGUCCUAAAUGUAAAGAUUACAUUAUUGAGGCAUUACAAUUUCAUUUACUGAAGUCCAGUGAUCUCAUCACAAUUCCACAAAACAUCAGGACUAAACCUAGACACGCUGGUAGAUCACGUAAAGCUAUUUUUGUGGUUGGAGGGCAAGGUACUAAAGCAAUUAGUAAUACAGAAUGGUACGAUCCAAAAAUCAACCGAUGGCAGAUUGGACCAAAAAUGAUUACAGGGCGUUGUAGGGCUGGUGUAGCUGUAAUAAAAGAUAAUUUUGUGUUUGCUGUGGGUGGUGUAUUUAAAUCAAUUCAUAAGUCUAUUGAUGUGCUAGAUUUAACUUCAGAAUCACAAUGUUGGAAACCAACAGCUGACAUGUUAGUUGAAAGAAAAGAAUUAGGAGUUGGUGUAAUAAAUGAUUUUCUAUAUGCUGUUGGCGGGUUUGAUGGUGUAUCAAGCUUGAAUAGUGCAGAAGUUUUUGACUGCAGAACUCAAGAAUGGCGGAUGGUAUCUAAUAUGUCUACUAGAAGAUCUGGCCUUGGUGUUGGAGUAUUGAAUAACUGUUUGUAUGCGGUAGGAGGUUAUAGUUUUUCAUCAAGGCAGACUUUAAACACUGUUGAAUGUUAUCAUCCCGGUCUUGAUGUAUGGACAUUCGUCGCAGAUAUGUGUGUACGUCGCUGUGGUGUGGGUGUAGGAGUUUUAGAUGGAGUAUUGUAUGCGGUAGGUGGUUAUGAUGGAUUAGAAGUUCGGAGUAGUGUUGAAGCAUAUACACAAAGUACAGGAGUUUGGACUACUAUUGCGGAUAUGCAUUUGUGUCGAAAAAAUGCAGGUGUAGUUGCAUUGGAUGGUUUAUUGUAUGUUGUGGGUGGAAGAGACGGAACUUCUAAUUUGGAUUCUGUAGAAUUAUACAACCCCGUUACGAAUUCCUGGUCCAUGCUAGAAGCAUCAAUGCAUGUAGCACGAUAUUUUGCAGGAGCAGUGGCCAUAAACCUGCAAAUUAGUUCAUGAGUCUAUGUUAAUACAGCCAUUGAUAUAGGUCACCACGUUUUAAACUACUUGUUAGUUGUUAUCGCAUCCAUAUGGUUUUAUAUUUUCGUAUUUAUAAUUUAUUGAAAUCUUCUUAUAAUGUAUGAUUAUCGUGAUACUAUGUUUGUUACUAUGUUUACUUUUAGUUUUAUUAUUCUAUUAAUUUUACAGCUUUUGAACGUUUUAUCAAAAAGUUUUUGUACAAUAUUAAAUGAAUAAAAAUGAAAUAAAUUGUUUCCGAAAUUGUAUAA